Molecule: messenger RNA, 7116 nt
Organism: Serinus canaria (Common canary)
Lineage: Eukaryota; Metazoa; Chordata; Aves; Passeriformes; Fringillidae
Gene: MAMDC4
Product: MAM domain containing 4
Exons: 28
Coding region: 3034-6891 (1285 amino acids)
Biological process (GO): nervous system development
Cellular component (GO): membrane
Molecular function (GO): protein binding
Source: RefSeq, a predicted model, not a curated record
GCAGGAAGUGUAUUGGGAUUUGCCUUGGAAAGGGCUAAAGCAGGAGAGGGAAAAGCAAUGUCCAGGCCUGGGCGAGGGAAAGGCAGGAUGGACCUGGGGGAGGGACCACCCCCAUCUCCCAUGGGGAGGGAACUGAGCUACCUGGGAACAUGAUUGGGAAGAACUUGCCCAUUCCCACUCUGGCGGGUUGUCGCACCUUGAGGAAGGGCAUCCUCCCUGACUUCAUCCCUCCAGCCACCUAGGACCAGCUCAGAAUUUCCCAGGGAUUCUCCCUGCUUGUGCUUCCAAAUGAGGAGCAGUAGAGGGAGACUGGGAAAAGCUGCUGGAGGCUUCAGUGGCUGGAGAGCUCCAGGGAGAUGUGGAGGCUGGGUUGGUUCAGUCACUGUCCCACAUGAUCCUAGGGCUGGAGAACCCUCCCAGCCCAGUCCCAGCCCCAUUUCAUUGUCAGACUCUGACCCUGUGUGCUCCCUGCUGCUGGCUCUGCCUUGUGCCUUCAGGGAUCUGGGCUCCUUCCUCUGUGUCCCGAGCCUUGCAGGGUUCACUCAGCCUGUACCCUGGCUCCAAAGUUCAGCCUGUGCCCAAACUCCAAAGAAAGCUCACAAUGGGGGGAUGAGUCUCACCAGGCAAAAACAUGGCUCUGCUGUGCCUCGUCCUCCAUCCUGCAAGGUGACUCUCCCCUGUGCUGGGGGAAUAUUACCCAGAAGAUACAGAGCUGCAAACCUGCAAGUCACUGGAUUGUGGAGCUUGGAGGCACCUCUGGGAUGUCCUGUCCAUCCACUGGCCUAGCAGAGCCAGCUUUAGUGAGUCCAUUGUGGUGGGAUUGCUGAGAUGUGCUGUGCAGGCUCAGGGGUUGGACUCGAUAGUCCUUGUGGGUUCCUUCCAACACAGAGAGUUCCAUGAUUCUUGACCAGGUGGGGUUUGAGAAUCUCCCCAAAUUGAACCUCCCAGCAGCUUGGGAAUCUGCUCUGGUUUGACAGCCCUCACAGGAAAAAAAGGUUUUUCUUUCAAGUGGUAUUUGCUGUUCUUGCUUUGUUCUUGUCUCAGUCCUUACUGGGACGCUCCCCGCUCAAAGGGUUGGCUCCCUGCACCCUCCUGCCAGGGCUUAUGACAUUCCCCUACAUUGAUGACAUUCCCUGCACCCUCCUGCCAGGGCUGAUGACAUUCCCCUACACCUCCAAGCUGGGCACAUCUAGCUCAGCCUCUCCUUGUGGGAGAUGCAGUCCCCUCAUCAUCAUCAGGGAAUAUCCUUCUAUGGAGAUCAAAAAGCCAUUGGGACACAUCCUCCAGGGAACCCUUGUGGAGCAGAGGGGUGGGAUGUGGUGACCUCCUGUUGUGCCAUCCAUUCUGUACUAUCCUGUGAUCAUGAUCAUUAUCACUCAAUCUGCUCCGGUGUGCCCACAUCUCAUACUGGGAGUACCAGCAUCCCCAGUGCAAAGGGGAGGGGUCACAUCUCGGAGAGAGGCUGCCCAUGGCGCCCAGGAGGCCAGUGGCUACUUUGCCAGUGGCCAGCUUGGUGCUGCCAGGUUCCUGGGCAGGGCUCCUGCUCUCCAGCAUGCCUGGACUGGGGGAUGUAGGGCUGCUGGUCCUCACUGGGCCUGGCUUGCACUGGGAGGAGCUGAGCCUGUGUUUUACUGCCCCUGAUGCAAUCCUGCUGCAAUCUGCCUUCCAAGAUAGUUGGCUCAGUGGAAGGAUCUGCCUCUCAGGGCACGAAGGCUGCGGCAGCAGAGGGGAGAGGGGUCCUGUGGGGUAGCAGCCCCUUCCUUUGCCCAGGUAGGGAAACCAGUGGGGUCAGUAGUUGCCAUCGCCAGGCAACACUGGUGGUGAUCUGUGGAGCUCUGGCUACCAAUCUGUGCUUCUUCCAGGCUCAUCAGCCCUCGCUGGGAGUCUGCCAGGAAUGUUUUACCCCAGAACUGACCUGGCUAUGGCCCUGGAGCUGUGCCCCUGCACCCCUUGACAUUCAUGAGCUGGGUGCUGAGAUGCUCCUGCCAGCUGGAGCAGAGCAGGCAGGAUGAAGGCUGGUGUCUUGGAAUCCCCAGGCUCCAGGGGGACCUCAGAGUCCUUUCCAGUGCCUAAAGGGGCUCCAGGAGAGCUGGAGAGGAACUUUGGACUAGAGCUUGGAGUGACAAGACAAGUGGAAAUUACUUCCCAUUGCCAGAGGGCAGGAUAAAAUGGAAUAUUGGAGAUACAGCUGACUCCCAGCUCAGCUGUUCUCUCUGGCCAGAGUGCAGCCCACAGCCAAUCCUGCAUCCAAAGUCUCUCCCACUCUCCUUAUGCACAGGGACUGACAGAGCCCCCAUAUCCCUGGCAGAGGUGCCAGCAUCCCCAACAGGGCUGGCAGCAUCCCUGGCUCAGCAGGAAGUGUUCUCAUCCCCCACCAAGCCAACAUAUUCCAGGGGGCUGUGCCCUGUCCCAGUCACAGUGUCACCCACCGUCCUGUUCUGCAUGGAAAACGGACUGAAGAAGAGAGGUUCGGGGGGAAAGCCGAAGGUGUCCACGGGCACCUGGCUGCAGCUCGCUGCUGAGGUGCCGCCGGUGCUGCUGACAGGACGGCGCGGCGCGGUCCCUGCCGGCGCAGCCGUGCCAUAAACCCGCUCCCUAGCCAGGGAGCCGAUAACAGCGGGGCUGAAGUCCAACGCAGGCAGGUCCAGGGGAGUACAUUCCAGCCCGGGGCCACAGUGUGGCCUCUUCCAGCUCCGUUUUACCGUCGCGGUGGCCGGGAUGGCUGCAGUCAGGCAGGAGAUGCUGGCCCUCCUAGUGCUGCUGGGUAAGCUCUGCCGACAUGGGUGGGGAUUGUGUGGCUGGAGGGAAGGGUCCUCCGUGCUGGCUGCUCCACUCUGGUCCUCCACGGCAGUUUGUCCCAGCACUGGGCCAGCCCACUGGGCUCUCCUGGGGAAUUCAGCCCGGGGUUCCCAGGAUGAGCGGGUGCCGGAGCCCCCAGCACCGGCUGGGGAUCUCCAGUAGCUUUGUUCAGCGUGGGACGGAAACCAUCUAGAUAUUCUUAUUUAUUCCAAAAAGGGGGCUGGGACUGGAAGCAUGGGUGCGAUUCAACAGAGUCAGUGCCCUGGCAGGCUCUGGCACCCCGAAGCUGACGGUGGGAGGUGGCAGUGUGAGAGAUAUGGAGUGCCAGGACAGUGCCGGGGCAGGGAUCGUCCAGGGGAAAAUGCCACUUGGAGCUCAGUACCUGCCCCAGCAGGGUCCCAAACCGAGGUGCCCAGGCAAAUGUCACCUGCAGGUCACACUGCUGCGGGCACCGUGCCUAGUUCCCUGUGGGUUUUCUGCCCCAUUGUCUCUCUCAUAGCCAGAACCGUCCUCCCCAGUGGGUCCGUGGUCGUCAACAGCUGCAGCAGCGCAGCUGAGCAGCUCUGCAACUUCGUCUGUGACUGCAGCGACUGCACGGAUGAGAACCAGUGUGGGUACCUACGGGGCUCAGCAGUGCUGGGCACACCCUUCACCUGUGACUUCGAGGACAGUGACUGUGGCUGGCAGGACGUGGGCACCUCGACGUAUGGAUGGGUGCGAGGCCGGGCUAGCCUUGCCAUGUGGGGCAUGGGGCCUCAUUCAGACCACACUCUGGGCACUGACCUGGGUUGGUUCUUGGUCACCACGUCCUCCCCAGCAAAGACCACGGCCACAGCCUGGCUCAGGUCACCAGAGAUGCGGGAAGCAGCUGCCACAUGUGAGAUCAAAACCUGGUAUCACCUCUCAGGGAGCUGCGAGAGCGUCCAAGGACUGAACCAGACAGAGCGGCCAGUGCUGCGCCUGGCCUUGGCACACAGGGAUGAGGUGGUGGUGCUGUGGCAGAGCCCUGAGCGCAGCAGAGAGGGCUGGCAUCAGCUGGUUGCCUACCCUGGACGGAUCAGGGAGCAGUUCCAGCUCAUCUUCUCCCUGACACAACCACCCACCUGCAGGGCAGAGGUGGCACUCGAUGACAUCAUGUUCAGGAACUGUGGCUUAUCAGAGGUCGGGCAGCAGGCCUGCGGGGCCCAGGAGAGCCACUGCCACAGCGGCUCCUGCCUGGCACAGCAUCGUUUCUGCGAUGGCACCGACGACUGCGGGGACAACUCGGACGAGGGCACAGCGCAGUGCAAGAACUUCACCCGCUGUUCCUUUGACUAUGAUCUCUGUGGCUGGGAGAUGGCAGCCGGGCCACCAGUGUGGGGCAGGAACACGAGCCUGAAACUGGGCACCUCCUACAGCAUUCCCACUCGGGACCACAGCAGCAACAGCAGGGCUGGUUUUUUCCUCCAUGUGAGCAGUGACUCCGCUGCACAGGCUGGUGGCACAGCUCAGCUCAGCAGCCCCACCUUCCAAGCCACCAACUCCUGUUCUCUCGUACUGUACUGCCACCUCCAUGGCUCAGCCACCAGCAGCCUCAUCAUCUCCUAUGUGACCAACUCUACCAAGCACUUGAUGAGGGAAAGGACAGGAGAUUUGGGCAGCUGCUGGAUCCGGGAGAGAGUGGACUUCAAUGUGACGGAUCCUUUCAAGGUGCUGAUCGAGGGGGUGGCUGGCAGCAGGGGGACCGUGGCUAUCGAUGACCUGAUCCUGUCUCAGGGCUGUGUGAAGGAGCAGGAGAAGCCUCUGGUCACACUGCCGAGCCAGGCACAUGCCAGCCCCUGCGCAGCAGACGAGGUGGCCUGUGACAGUGGGGACUGCAUUGCCGCAGAGCUGGCCUGCGACUUCGCUGACACCUGCGCUGAUGGCUCCGACGAGAAGCGUUGUGGGACAACAACCUUCGAGUCAGGGGCUGGGGGCUGGCACGAUGUCAGCGUGGGGCAGCUCCGCUGGGGUCUGCAGAAGGUCACUGAAUCUGACGCCUUCCUCACAGGGACUUUCCUGGCCCUCCAGACAGGAGAAGGACAGAUGGUGGGUCCUGCAAAGGCACAAUCGCCUCUGCUGGGCCCCUCUGGCCCUGCCUGCACCAUGGAGAUGAGCUACUACAUCCACAGUGACCCCCAAGGCUUCCUUGCCAUCAGUGUCACAGAUCACACCACUGGCACCACCCAGCUGGUCUGGCAGACACAACAUCGUGGCAACACAACUGGGGGUCGUGUCUGUGUCCCUCUUGGAGAGAGAAGCCGGCCCUUUCAGGUCGAGCUGCUGGCACUGGUGGAUCUCCGGGGCUCAGCGAGUGUCAGUGUUGACAACGUGACAUUUGAGCAGUGCUACCUCGACGUGGUGUCACCCACAGCUGCAGAGCUGUCCUGCAACUUUGAGAGGGGCAUGUGUGGCUGGUACCAGGAUCUGUCCAGUGACUUCAAAUGGGUCCACAGCACAGGCCAGGGACAGGGCUCUGACCACACCACCGGCUCGGGCUACUUCUUGUCUGUGGACUCUUCUGUGCCAUGGAGCCAUGGACAGCGGGCCCAGCUCCUCAGCUCCCACCAGGAGCCGGCUGCUGCCCCAUGCUGUCUCUCCUUCUGGUACCGCCUGGCGGGACCACAAAUUGGUACCCUGAACCUCAAGCUGCGACCAGAGGGAGGGGAGGAGGUGGUGCUGUGGACCCGCCGCGGAACCCAGGGCAGCAUCUGGCACCGGGCAUGGGCAACGCUGCCCUCCACGGGCCAGCAGCGGUACCAGGUGGCUUUCGAGGUGCUGUAUGACGGUUUCCUGGGGGACGUGGGGCUGGACGACAUCACGCAGACAGCGGGACCCUGUGGGACCAAGCUCUCCUGCUCCUUCGAGGUAGAGGACUGUGGACUGGCAGCCAGCGGAAAGGGCACCUGGCAGCGACAGAGCAACGGCACCGGCUCCACCGUUGGCCCUGUGGCCGACCACACCACCGGCACCGCCGCAGGCCAUUACAUGGUGGUGAACACGGGCAGGGUCUCCCUGCCUGCAGGGCACACGGCUGCCCUCACCUCCCAGCCCUACCAGCCCUCAGUGUCUGCCCAGUGCCUGGCCUUCUGGUACCAGCUGAGCGCUGGGACCCCAGGCUCCCUCAGGGUGUUCGUGGAGCAGAGCAGGGUGAGGAGGAAGGUUCUGAGCGUGAGCACCAUGGAAGGCAGCAACUGGCACCGCAGCCAUGUCACCGUCCAGCCCAAUGGUGACUGGCAGGUGGUGUUUGAGGCAGUGGGAGCUGGGGGUGACCACGGAUACAUUGCACUGGACGACCUGCAUGUGUCAGAGGGAGCCUGCCCCAAGCCAGCAUCCUGUGACUUCGAGCAGGACACUUGUGGCUGGAGCAGCCCUUUGGACUCCCGCUUGCACAGCUUUGCCUGGGGCUGGAAGAGUGGGAUCACCCUGGCCAAGUACCCUGGCCCUGAGCAGGAUCACACCCUGGGUACAAGGAACGGUCACUACAUGCACUUCGACACCAGCGUGCUGGGUGCCAGGGGCACCAGUGCCCUGCUGGAGGGCCCACCCCUGCCCACAGCCACCGACUCCUGCCUGCGCUUCUGGUACCACAUGGACAUCCCGGAGCACCUUUCCAGCGGGGAGCUGCGGGUGACGCUGCACGGCGCGGCGGGGCAGCGCACAGUGUGGAGCGUGGCGGGGCACCGCAGCCGGGGCUGGCAGGGCGCCGUGGUGCCAGUGCAGAACCCCAGUGAGUUCCAGAUCAGCUUUGAGAUCACUACACGGAGGUGGCCGAUGGAGGGGACAGUGGCACUGGAUGACAUCAUGUACAGCACCAGGGUGGGCUGCCACUCCAGCCCGGAGAGUCCGGUGGAAGAGAAGCCCUCCGGCAGUUUCGUGGCGGAGGUGGCGCUCAGUGUGCUCCUGGCCCUCGUCAUAGUGGCGCUGGUUGCUGCUGGGGGCUGGUACUGGCUGAAACAGCGAAGGCUGGCGAGCAGGACACCGACAGAGAACAACAGUUCUCAGGGCUUCGACAACAUCACCUUCCGAGAUGACAAGGUCAUUAUAUCUCCACUGGAGGGGGAUGAGUCUUGAAAUUAGCAGCCAGCAGCAGGAAUUCCCUGCUCCCCCCCAGGCAGAUCACCCCUCGACAUGAACCCACACUCCAUCAGCUGCCUGCUCUCUGCCCCAGGCACCGGGGAGCUGGCAACCCGGGGAGCCUGCCCGGCCCAGGGACACAUCGCUGUCACCACUACCUCCAAGUGCUCGGAAAAAGCGUUUGUGUUGUUUGUAACAUGAACUUUUUGCUUUCAAGACACA